Messenger RNA from Penicillium odoratum, 801 nucleotides. RefSeq names its product F-actin-capping protein subunit beta (gene cap2). Gene Ontology annotation, cellular component: actin cortical patch; cytoplasm; F-actin capping protein complex. The coding region runs from base 1 to 801 and encodes 266 amino acids. Gene Ontology annotation, molecular function: actin filament binding. Gene Ontology annotation, biological process: cell morphogenesis; barbed-end actin filament capping; actin cytoskeleton organization. Lineage: Eukaryota; Fungi; Ascomycota; Eurotiomycetes; Eurotiales; Aspergillaceae. The record is from RefSeq and is a predicted model, not a curated record. The transcript has 5 exons.
AUGGCUGAUGCACAGUUUGACAGCGCUCUCGAUCUUCUUCGCCGCCUGAAUCCUCGCGACACCAAGGCUAACCUCCAAGCCAUUACAACGAUUGUGCCCGAUCUCACCGAAGAUCUUCUCUCCUCUGUUGAUCAACCUUUGGAGAUCCGCCGAUGCAAAAAGACUAACCGGGACUACCUCCUCUGCGACUACAACCGUGACGGGGACAGCUAUCGCUCACCAUGGAGCAACGAAUUCGACCCUCCACUCGAGGAUGGCACCGUGCCGAGUGAGCGUGUGCGCAAGCUGGAGGUCGCGGCCAACGAUGCCUUUGAUGUUUAUCGGGAGCUCUACUACGAGGGCGGUGUCGGAAGUGUCUACUUUUGGGAUUUGGAUGAUGGAUUUGCGGGAGUUAUCCUCUUGAAAAAGGGGGUGACGCCCGGUUCCCAGAGCUCAGGCGCGUGGGACAGUAUCCACGUCUUCGAGGCCACCGAUCGGGCUCGCAUGUCCCACUACAAACUGACAAGCACCGUCAUCCUCCACUUGGCCAGUGAAAGCCCGGCUCUCGGCGAGAUGGACCUGAGCGGCAACAUGACUCGCCAGGUCGAAGUGGAUCUGCCCGUAGAAUCGGAUGCCAGCCACGUCGCAAAUGUGGGCAGGCUAGUGGAGGAUAUGGAAUUGAAGAUGCGGAACUUGCUACAGGAGGUUUACUUUGGCAAGGCCAAGGACGUCGUUGGCGAGCUUCGGAGUCUCGCACCCCUUUCGGAGACAAAUCGGGACCGCGCAACGCAACUGGAGAUGAUCAAGUCCAUGCAAAAAUAG